This is a messenger RNA of Protopolystoma xenopodis, 357 nucleotides long. NCBI's taxonomy places the organism in Eukaryota, Metazoa, Platyhelminthes, Monogenea, Polystomatidea, Polystomatidae. The record is from the annotation of a GenBank genome assembly.
CCCGUAGUUGUGAUGGGACUGGAAAUUGAGUAUUAUCCCGGAAUAAGACUACUUUCUGAACAAUUUCUUCUUGAGCGCCUCAGUAGAGCGAAUCGCCUCAGCAGCCAGGAAAGUCGGAGUGCCAGUGAGACUUUGUGUAACGUACCCAGUUCCGUGUUCUCUGCCGUAGCAUUCGUGAUUUCCAGCAUUGGAACUUUGGCUGGGUUCAUUCCCAAACGUUUCGCCGGCAUCGUCAUUGAGAGGCGCCAUUGUUACAGCUUAUCGAAGGGGGUUGCCUUCACUUGUCACUCUGUGCUUACGAUGGCGCCUCUCACUGACGAUACCGACUACGAUGCUGGCGAAACGUUUGGGAAUUAA